AUGUCGCCCAAAAAGUGGAAGGACAUCUACGCGAAAGAGUUCGACAGCGCCGCGUUCGGGUGCAUCAUCGAGCUCACCGAAACGCACGAGUUCAUCGGCUACGCGCUCCUGCACAUCCGCGAGCCCAAGAACCGCGAUGGCGACUUUGGGUUCGGGCUCCUGCCGCAGUUCUGGGGGAAAGGGUACGGGACCGAGGCGCUCGAGUUUAUCAUCGAGCAUGCGUUUCGCUGGUUUGGGCUGCACCGGUUCUCGCUAGGCACGUUUUCGCCGAAUGAGAGGGCGCUGAAGAUGUAUUUGAAGGUGGGCUUUACCAUCGAGGGACGGAAACGCGAGUGUCUUUGGUACGAUAACAAGUUCGUCGAUAUUAUUGACUUGGGCAUUCUUCGAAGGGAGUGGGCUGCUAAGCGCUGGAAUGCUGAAGAGCAGAAAAACGUUGACGAGGUGUAA
This is a messenger RNA of Coniophora puteana RWD-64-598 SS2, 447 nucleotides long. RefSeq names its product acyl-CoA N-acyltransferase. Bases 1 to 447 code for a protein of 148 amino acids. Gene Ontology annotation, molecular function: acyltransferase activity, transferring groups other than amino-acyl groups. The record is from RefSeq and is a predicted model, not a curated record. The transcript is spliced from 2 exons. NCBI's taxonomy places the organism in Eukaryota, Fungi, Basidiomycota, Agaricomycetes, Boletales, Coniophoraceae.